AUGUACAUCAAGCCUGCGGUCCUUCUGUCCUUCUUGGGCGCUGCUCAAGCUCUGGUGGCCCCCAGAAUUCUCCAGUUUGACGAUGUCAUUGUCCCCAACGACGAUGGCUCAUAUUCGGUUAUGAAGGAUUUCGAGUACGGCAUUCAAAAGUCGAAAAGGGAGAUGCUGAACAAGAGAGCCAUCCACAGCCCUCCAACUGCUCCUUCGGUGGCAGCCCUGGACAAGCGUUGUGACGAGAGCACGGAGGUGCAGGUGCUCACUGACACCAACUUCAACAACUGGGAUGUCGCGAUGUCACCAGUCAUCGCCAACACCGGCUCAAACACAGCCACAGUUGCUGUCACCAAGGGCUACAGUAUCUCCAAUUCUCUUGCCAUCACAGAGAGCGCCUCAUACACAAUCGUUCCCGAGAUCCUGACGGUGUCCUUGUCCAUCACCGUCAAGACAGAGUGGACGACGUCCGACUCCCAGACCUUCACCUACUGGGUUCCGGCGGGCCAGUACGGCGUCGUCGUGAGCAACCCCUACGUCCGCCGCGUGACGGGCAACCUCGUCACCGGCUGCACCGACUCGCCCAGCUACGAGCCCUUCACCUCAGACUCGUACACCGACCAGACCUACAGCGGCAUGAGCUGGGUCAAGGGCCCGAUUGUUCUGUGCAACAACACUGCGUACCCCAUUCCAUACUGUGUCGGAACCGGCACCCACAAGUAA
Messenger RNA from Diaporthe amygdali, 714 nucleotides. RefSeq lists its product as uncharacterized. The transcript is spliced from 2 exons. The coding region runs from base 1 to 714 and encodes 237 amino acids. NCBI's taxonomy places the organism in Eukaryota, Fungi, Ascomycota, Sordariomycetes, Diaporthales, Diaporthaceae. The record is from RefSeq and is a predicted model, not a curated record.